GGACAACAAAUGCUCUAUUCGAUCCCAUGCAGAUGACGCCAUUUACCCAUCAGCUACCACUGGAAAACUUAAUAGCAACUCGAGCAAAUCUGUUUCUUUAAAGCACUUUGCAAACUUCAUAUCUGUCGGGAGGUUCGUGUGGCGGCGGAGGGGCAGCGGCGUUGCAAGCGUUUGCAAGGGGAAGGGCCACUUGUGAAUGAGACCAAGCGCCUGAUUUCCUUCUGCAAAGUUCCAACAUUGACAUUUUUUUUCCAUAGCUGCGUGUGUGCGCGCGUCCGCCCUCGUGUCUGUUUCUUGCUGGCUUCAUUCAGAAAAAGAGGAAGAAUUUUUUUUCAACACUCACUCCCAACAACUCCUGCAACAACUCCCACCCCUCCCCAAAAAAAAUCUAGACCCGGACGACUGGCUAUCGAUCAGCUGCUGUUGUGAUCGUCGAUCGCACAGACUCCUGUGCCUUGUACUCUCUUGCCCCACUCCCUCCCCAGUCACCAACCUUCCUCACCCCCUCCACCCCCAACCCAUUCUCGUCUCCGCUGGAUGCUUUUAACAGAUAGCCCCGGCUGAUCUCCGCCACAAUUUGGAUCCGCAACCGAUUUCUUUUUUUGUGCGUGUGGAGCUUUCGGCUCUGAGCUGUACACAUACAGCGAGAGAGGAGAGAGAGACCGAGCAGCGCUGCGGCCACGGUGAGUUUAAAAAGGACUUCAGAUGUGUUCUAAGCCUGCUGGAGUGAUCACUCUUCAUUGUACGGAUGGAUACGCGAACUCAAAAUGGCAGUGGUUCCCCAGCCCUGCUACAGUUGCUGCGUGACAGCGGAAGGCAACACAUGGAACCUGACCCCAGGGGUGUACAGGCGCAGCAGGUUCAGGUGUUGUCACUUGAUCAGAUCCGAAUUAUAAGAGCCACUAAUGAGUACACGGAGGGACCAAGUGUUGCCCCGAGGCCAGGGAGCAUGUCUGUGUACCGACCAUCUUCUCAACAUAAAAAUGAAAGGAUGUCUGGAUUAAAUAACAACCAAGACCAUCAGCGGCUUAACAGCCGUAGUCAACACCACCAUGUGCAUUCUUCAUUGAGGGCGCCUUUAAUUCGUUCAACAAGCACUGUGAGUACAGGUUCUCGGAGUAGCACAAGGACAAGUACAAGUAGUACAUCGUCUGACCAGCGGCUUUUGGGACCUUCCUCAUCACCAACUAGCCAUGCCCCUGAUCGGAUAAUUAGGGUGCAACCUAAACCGGAAUUUAAAUCUGAUGAACUGAAACCUCAAGGGAAAGAAGAAUUGGGCAAGCACAUCUACCGAUGUGAAGACUGUGGGAAAUGUAAGUGUGAGGAAUGCACUUAUCCAAGGACUCUACCUUCCUGCUGGUUCUGCGAGAAGCGGUGUCUCUGCUCGGCACAGAAUGUGGUGGAGUAUGGGACCUGCGUCUGCUUUGUAAAGUGUGUCUUUUACCACUGCUCAAACUAUGACGAAGAAGACAGCUGUGCAGAUAAUCCGUGCUCCUGCAGUCAGUCACAUUGCUGUGCCCGGUGGUCAGCCAUGGGCCUUAUGUCUCUCUUAAUGCCCUGCCUGUGGUGUUACCUGCCUGCCAAGGGCUGCCUUAAGUUGUGCCAGGGGUGCUACGAUAAGGUUAACCGUCCUGGGUGCCGUUGCAAAAAUUCAAACACUGUUUGUUGCAAGGUUCCUAGCUUACCUCCUCGGAAUCUUGAGAAGCCCUCCUAGCCGCAAAGGAGAGGGUACUAUUUCUGAGCUACCCUUUCAUACUUUCCUUCUGUCCUUUGGUAGUCUUGAGUGGAAGAAAGCAUUUACAGUACUAGCAUUGAGCACAAUGCUGGAUACCUUUUUUAUCUGAAUGCCUUAAAAGGAGUAAACCACAUAAUCUACAGCCAUUAAGAUGACCCUUGUUUGUUAAAAGAAAAAAGGUAUCUCCCAUUGUUCUUGUGCUCAUGUUCUAGUUGACCAGCUCAACAUGCCUUAUAUAUUCUGUGUGUAGUAAUAGCACUGCAAUUUUCUGGUAUUUAUGGGGACUUUUAUGGUUUACAGUGAUACCACUGUUGACCAUUUACUCCAUCUCGCUUAACCGACACGGACGAGGAUAAAAAUAAUCCAAUCAGCUAGAUCAAGCAGGAUGAUGCACAAUAUGCAUUGUAUUUGAGGCAACAUAAGCUAAAGCUAAAGGUAAUGCAAUGACACUCCUGGUCUUUCUGUAUUGUAUGUGAAUACUUCUUGCAGAAUAUGUAAAUUGGCAAAUUGCUCCUUUUUGCUGCCAGAGUUAAUUUGUUAUAUUUUUGUAUAUACAAUAAUAUUAAGACUGUGAAAAUUGUGCCAUAUAAAUGGCAGAUUUACAAAAUAUUAUACUAAUAUGUUGUACAUUCAGCCAAAUGUGAAUCAGUCGAUCAUUACGUUUAGGCUAUGCUUCACCUUACAAAAUUCACCAUUAUGUCACUCUUGAUAUCCCUGACAUCAUGUAUAUUGUACAGUUACCAUAAAUUCGGUCUUUAUUUUCUAAUUUUUCAACAUAUUGUUUAGUGUAAAGAAUAUUUAUUUGAAGUUUUAUUAUUUUAUAAAAUAUUUAUUUUAAAAGGCAUCUUACAAAUUCACCCAUUAAAAAAAAAACGAUGGGAACAUCAUGGUUACUGAAAAUGAGGGUGAUGCAAAUCAGAUGCAUAUGUUCACUAUAAAAUAGAAAAUAUAUUAACGUUUUGAAAUCAAACUGUGUACUAUUUUGUCCUUUCUGUUCUUUUCACUCCCGUUUACAAGAGGAACAUGUAGGUAAACCUCUUUGGUUUAAACCAGUAUCCGCAGUUCCUUUCUGUACAUGUUGCUAAACAUGUUGGUUGAAUCCAUUCGCCAAUCAUCAGUCAGAUAAGUGGUGUAAUCUCUUGGUUAUCAAGCAUACUUUCACAUUUGACAACCAUUGGGGGAAAAGGCUUUUUAAGUGUUUCCUUAUAUACUUUCUAUAUCAUAUAUGUGCCCCCUUCGUGUUAGGGCUUGGUUAUUUGAAAUACGGUAUACAGUUUUAUAAAACACCUUCACAUCCGUUCGUUGCUAUGGUGCUGGAGGCUUUGUGGCAAACUUAGUGAAUCCUGCAAGAUAGAUAAUACAUAUUAAGAGCAAUAUUGUAGGAAACUCGUGGUACUGACACUGUAAACCCCAACGUCGAGUUUUGCCUUUUGCUUUCCGACCCACCUUUUCCCAAACACCUACUUUUAAUAUUCACAUCAUUUUUUGUGAUUCUUAGUGCAAAGGUUAUAAAAGCAGCAGCAACCUUGUCAAUAUCUUAUCAAGUGACUAUUAUUAGUGAGGCAAGGAACAGGAAGUUUCAGUGACUUCCUAUGACUAUGGUGGCACAUUAGACGUAACCAAAACUAGUCCACAGGGUGAAGUGUCCUUUACAGCUGGAGCUGGAGUCUGUGUAAAAUACUUGAAUUGACCAUUUUUUCUUAUGAUCUGUAGAUCAGAGACCCUGGGCCUCAGUGCUGCCUUAAUGGAAUCAAGAAUCAGACCCUGGUCUAUUCAACUGGGCGUUACUGUGUGGCAAUAGUUGAUUCAAUUAUGAGAGAGGAAAAAAAUAUUUUACUUUUACAUAUAGUUGUGGCUAUAUAUCUUUUGCAUGAAAUGUUUCAACAUCACCCAAGUUUAAAUGCUUCAUUAUUCCAAUCAUUUUGUUUGAAAUU
This is a messenger RNA of Amblyraja radiata (thorny skate), 3669 nucleotides long. RefSeq names its product sprouty RTK signaling antagonist 2 (gene spry2). The record is from RefSeq and is a predicted model, not a curated record. Gene Ontology annotation, biological process: negative regulation of MAP kinase activity; animal organ development; negative regulation of Ras protein signal transduction. The transcript has 2 exons. Lineage: Eukaryota; Metazoa; Chordata; Chondrichthyes; Rajiformes; Rajidae. Gene Ontology annotation, cellular component: cytosol; membrane. Bases 749 to 1714 code for a protein of 321 amino acids.